Thyridium curvatum is the source of this 3606-nucleotide messenger RNA. RefSeq lists its product as uncharacterized. The transcript is spliced from 17 exons. Gene Ontology annotation, molecular function: DNA-binding transcription factor activity, RNA polymerase II-specific; zinc ion binding; DNA binding. Gene Ontology annotation, biological process: regulation of DNA-templated transcription; DNA-templated transcription. The coding region runs from base 1 to 3606 and encodes 1201 amino acids. The record is from RefSeq and is a predicted model, not a curated record. Lineage: Eukaryota; Fungi; Ascomycota; Sordariomycetes; Thyridiales; Thyridiaceae.
AUGUUGCUGGAUCUCCACGCUUGGAACCUGGCUACGGCCGGAUUAGCUCUCUCAGCUGUAGCUCUGCUUCAUUUUGGGCUGACAUGCCUCUACAACUACUUCUUCCACCCUCUGCGGAGCAUUCCUGGGCCGCCCCUGGCACGCAUCUCGCGUCUGUGGAGUCGAAUUGGAAAUUUCCACGGCCGCAAGUCGGAGCGAAUCCACGAAGCGCACGUCAAGUACGGACCCGUGGUGCGAGUUGGACCGAACGAGAUCUCGUUUGCGGACCCGGCCGCUGUGCAGGAUAUUUACACCUCGAACGACUUCACCAAGGAGGAGACCUUUUAUCGAGCAAAGCGCAUCUUUCACGAGAAUCAUCUGUUCAGCUUUAGAGAUGCGGAGGCCCACAAGCAACGUCGAAAACUCUUCUCUCGCGGCUUCUCCCAAACCUCCAUGCUCGACUUCGAACCCCAUAUCUCCUCCAAGAUUGAGACUACACUCAACCAAUGGGCUGCCCGAGCUCCGAACGGCCCCAUCGAUGUAUACCCCUGGUGUCACUGGCUGGGAUUCGAUGUCAUCUAUCAUCUCAUGUUUGACGAGGAUCCCGGCUCGGUCAAGCGUGGCCAGGCCCAUACAGUCAUGAAGUAUAUUAGGGCAUGGAAGCCGACUUUUAUCUACAAAGAGUUUCUCCCACAGAUGGAGCAGAUAGGUGUUUAUGUUCCUGGCCGCGUUGGUGGCUACUUCAGAGAUGUCUGUGCCUGGAAGCAGUACGCCCUGGAGCUGAUUGGCCAAGUGCGCCAGAGGGGCACGCAUACACCGUUCCUCAAGACAGUCCUAGACCCAGGAAAAGAACAACCCGUGAAUGAUUCCGAGCUUGCAGAGGAGUGCAUGGGAGGGAUGUUCGGAGGUAGCGGUACCACGGCGAAUACUUUUGUAUACAUUCUUUGGUCCUGUUUGAACAAGCCCGAGGUCGUAGCCAAACUGCGAACAGAACUCAAAGAGGCAUUCCCAGACCCCAACGUGAUUCCAGACUACCAGACCUGCAGCAAGCUUCCAUACCUACAAGCCGUGAUCUCUGAGACUCUACGAAGAUAUCCGACCAUCGUUGCCACCCUUCCACGAACUGCGAAUAAGACGACUUUUGUCUGUGGUGUUCCUGUGCCUAAAGGAACGACGGUCGGCACCCAGAAUUACACUAUGCACCGCAACGCGGAAGCCUUUCCCGAACCCGAAGAGUUCAUCCCGGAACGAUGGCUCGAGCCUGAUAAGGGAGACUUGCGGAAGGCCUCGUGGACACCAUUUUCGGUCGGGUCCAGAAGGUGCAUAGGCAUAAACUUGGCACAAAUGGAACUGAGCAAGAUGGCAGCCUCCUUUUUCCGCCGCUUUGACGGAUCAGUAGACGCGACUAGCCCUGGGGAAUUAGUCUCCAACUUCUUGCCCCAGAUUCCUCCUGCCAAGCGCACCAAACGGCGGGAGACUGGCCGGAGGCAGGUCAAACGGCGAAAGAUUGCGCUCGCGUGCAACUACUGUCGCUCCCGCAAGACUCGCUGCGAUGGGAGACAGCCGAUAUGCUCCACAUGCGAAGCCAAGGGCUCAACUUUGGACUGCAUCUACCCGGAAGCUACUCUCAAGACCAGAAGAUAUGUCUCUAGCCUGGAGGCUCGCGUUCAGGAAUAUGAAAGGAGAGCCAGGGAGGGGUUGCCUCAGAAUUGGGAUCCCGAAGAGUCAACCAUCCAAGCAGUUAGCCACCAUGAGGAUCUUGAGAGCAUCUCCAGUCGACAACAAUCAGACGUGUGGGCUAGAACAGAGCCUUCUCCUGUCUCUACUACACGACGACGUGACUCGCAAGUCAAAGAUCGGUUGCCGACCCCACCACAGCACGAUGUCAUUGACACAGACGCGAUGGUCGUUGUGCCGUCUCCAGAAGGCGGCACCGAUUGCCCGAUGGGAGAGUCAUCCCCAAUUGCUUUUGUUCGGUCGAUGCUCCGGACAAUCGGGAGCAGAUACUCAUCUCGCGGGGUUUCCAACAUUGGGGUGAACAGUACAUUCCCGCCAAACAAAGCUAUACUCUCUGCGUCAGAGCCACAGUCGGUUGAUGCAGAAGCUCUUUUUCUCCCGCCACGGCGAGUAGCCGAUGGUUUCGUCGAAGCUUUCUGGAAGUAUUUUCACCCCAUACUGCCUGUGCUCCACAGACCGGCGUUCAUGAGAGUCUACAAUAGGCUGUGGGCUCCUACCAACGAGGUUGGGUCCGAUCUGACGUCUGAUAAGACCGAAGAAGUCACUUUCUUUUCUACUCUCAAUAUCGUUCUGGCCAUUGGGUGUCAGUUCGGCGACCAAGUUGCGGGACCGCGUGGCGCCGAUAUUGCGGACAAACUCUACCAGAGAUUGAAGAGGUGUUUUACAGAUGAGAUGCUAGAUAGCCCUACGCUCUCAACUGUUCAACUGCUCCUACUCACUGGAGUAUACCUGCAGUCAACCAAGUAUGCAAACAGAUGCUGGAACGCCAUUGGGUCCGCCAUCCGCGUGGCGCAGAGCAUCGGAAUACACCUGGAGAGGAGAUCGGAUUCUACGAACCAAGUAGAGCGCGAGAUGGAACGGCGAGUCUGGCACAUGUGUGUCUUUCUUGAUCGGCAGUUUGCCACAACUUUUGGUCGGCCUAUGAUGAUCUCAACCCCGACCGAGGUGCCCAUGCCCCUGGUGAUCGAUGACGAGUACCUUCUAGAGGACGGAGAAGGAGUCCAGCCCCCUCACAUAAACUCCAAGAUGGGCUGCUUUGUCUAUUCAAACAAAUUGUUCGACAUACUGAACGACAUUGUGGUAUCAUUCUAUUUGAAGAAGAAUACGAUAGCUUGGUCAUGCGAGGAGAUGAGCUUGGUCAUGAAGUACAACAUGCGACUGAACAAGUUCUGGGAGUCUGUCCCAAGCUAUCUCGCUGGACAGGGCACUUUUGCUACGCUUGAGGACGAUGCCAUUGCCCUUGGAGGGAAGAUCCUCUACUCUCGUGCAAAGACGCAAAGUGAAGACUCUCUUGAGCAACAGCUGGCUCUCCAGGCCUGCAAGCUCUGCGUCUCUACGGCCCAAACUUUGAUUGCCCAUAUCUACGACAACAUGGGCACUUCCUACUGGACAUCAAUUUCGCACAAGAUUCAUUAUGCAUUUUCAUGCGCCGUGGUUCUAAUCACCGCGCGCCUUUGUCUCAUGCCGGAGGUUGAUAUCAGUAGCGCUUCGCUUUCAGUCUCGUGGUCACAGUGCAUCCAAAUAUUUGAGCACUACAAGCCACAAUUUCCCUCUGCGUCUCAUGUCGUUCGCAUUCUUGAAAUGCUCGAAGACCGUCUUGGACACCCGGAGACGCAAGAUCAUGUCUUGAGUGGGCAAAACAUCAACCAUGCUGGUGCAGCCUCUCUAUCACCAAGAGAUGUAGCUUUUGAAAACACCGGAGCCCAAUCAGGUCAUCCAGAAACGACGAUGUCGAUGGUUGACUUGAAUAACAUUGAUUUCGACAUGACUUGGGCUAUGCUGGAUGAUUUGCUUCAAGCAGAACAUCCAACUCAAAGCCUGAACGUCCCUGGAGAUGCUAACGCCUCAAGAGGGUCGAUUUUCGGGCUGGACUGGGACGGCUUGAGGUGA